AUGAGUAUUCUGUACGUAAACCGCACUGUUCGCAUAAAGACCACACAGAACAUUAUAUCUGAAAAAAGUCCAGUUGAAGGGCUUCCACUCCGUCAAUGGCAGGUGAAUGUAUUGAUAUUGGGACCCAAUGGCGAUGAAUCACCAGCAUACAUAUUCGAAAAGUGCAUAUAUCGACUUCACCCAACGUUUCGAAAUCCUAUAAGGACCAAAAUCGAAGCACCCUUCGCUCUCGAAGAAAAAGGAUGGGGAGAAUUUACAUUCUCUAUAAGUUGUUUCUUCCUUCGAGGAGCGGGAGAGGUUGAGUUCUUACAUGAGUUAACGUUCCAGGACGAAGUUUAUUACUUGGACUUUAACAUUAAGGUGCCAUGCCAUGUGCCUGAGUUACGUCGAGUGUUAGAGCUCACUGGGCCAGUUCCCGAAGCUGUUGCACCAGCAGACCUUACAUAUAAAACUGAUAUGGAAAAGUGGAUUCAAAAGCUUCUUGCGAGCGACGAAGAGCUGGCCACGAAUGUCGUUAACAAAAUAAUGCACCAUCCUGCAGUUGCGCGAGAAGUAGAAAGAAAACCGUUGGACGAGUGCUUCGUGGUAGACCUUCGUCAACUGCCGGAGAGUUUACUUUGGGAUAUAGGAGAUUACAUUCUAAAUGAGCCGCCCGUCAAAUGA
Lachancea thermotolerans CBS 6340 is the source of this 663-nucleotide messenger RNA. RefSeq names its product Sas5p (gene SAS5). Gene Ontology annotation, biological process: regulation of transcription by RNA polymerase II; chromatin remodeling. The record is from RefSeq and is a predicted model, not a curated record. Gene Ontology annotation, cellular component: NuA4 histone acetyltransferase complex; Swr1 complex. Gene Ontology annotation, molecular function: histone binding. The transcript is spliced from 2 exons. NCBI's taxonomy places the organism in Eukaryota, Fungi, Ascomycota, Saccharomycetes, Saccharomycetales, Saccharomycetaceae. Bases 1 to 663 code for a protein of 220 amino acids.